CAUGUUUACUACAACAUGGCGGAUAUAUACUUCUUCACAGACGAGGAGUCGGAGAGCAUCAAAGAAGAGGACAACAGUACCUGCGAUAAUGUUGUGGGGGCGGAGGCGAAGGACCAGCAAGUGUGUGGGCGUGACGGACAGUUUGUGCGGGGGCGGGUCUCCUCCAACUCCGGGGGAGGGGGUGGUGGGGGAGGGGGCAGCAGUGACGACGAGGAUGAGGAGGAGGAGGAGGAGGAGGAACCCCAGGGAGGAGUGGAGGACGAGGGAUGCCACAGCGGAGAGGAGGACGCCGCCACGCCCCUCGCCAGACUCCUCAAGUGUGCUCACUCCGACAACUAUUUCGACAGGUACGUGUGUGCGUUAGAGCACGACUUGCAGAAUAUACUAGCGUCUCCAUUACAAAUGGUGGCUAGGAGCAUACAAGAGACGCUCCGAGCCGUAGUGACUAUACCUAACGAUGUAAACACGGUGCUGCAAAUCAUGCAUUCGCUCUCGUCCAACGAUGAGCCAGCUGUGCGAACAGAGCUGAUGGAACAGGUGCCCCAAAUCGCUGUGCUAUGUCACGAAUUCCCCGAACACUUGGGGGGUGUGGUUGCUAACCAUUUGGUGCCUAUGGUGGUCAAGUACCUCACUGAUCCCAACAAUCAGGUUCGGAAGACGUCCCAAGCGGCGUUGUUGGUCUUGUUAGAGCAAGAACUAGUCAGUAGGACGGAUGUGCACGACCAGGUCUGCCCCGUGAUCCUGGAACUCACCUUUCCCGACGCCAUGGACGAAUUCAAAACAGAAGCCGUGGCGCUAAUGGCCAAGAUGGCGCCGUUGAUCGGGAAGGAGAUGACGGAGAGGCUGUUCCUGGAGCGCUUCACUCGCCUCUGUUCGGACGCCCUGUUCCAGGUGCGCAAGGUCUGCGCCUCCAACUUCGGCGACUUCUGCAGCGUCGUUGGCUCCCAGCCUACCGAAGAAGUGCUGGUUUCAAAAUUCGUGUGCUUGUGUGAGGACGGCGUUUGGGGAGUUCGUAAAGCUUGCGCAGAAGUCUUCAUGGGCGUCUCAUGCGCAUGUUCGCUAGAGACCAGAAAAAAUAAAUUAUCUCCCGUUUUCGUCUCUUUGCUCACAGACCAGAGCAGGUGGGUCCGCGUCGCUGCGUUUCAGAACCUUGGUCCUUUCAUCAGUACUUUUGCAGAUGCGUCCGUUACAGGAUUGCACUACAAUGAAGACGGCGUCUUGGUCAUCGGUACACCUCAGAUUCCCAGCUCCUACCUUACAAAGGAAAAAAAUUGCAGUACACAAGAAAGAGGUGAUAGUGAAAGUGAAGAGGAUAAAAAAGAAAAGGCUAAAACUUCCUCAGAUUCCUUACCUCCUCCUGAGCAGCAAGAUUAUGGUAAAGGUGAGGCAGAUGGAGGUGGGACGUCAGGAAUAGAUUGUCUAGAAAGUGAGCCCAUGGAUGUGGAAGAAUUGAAUGAGCCCAGUGACACUGUAAAUCCUGAUCCUGUCCAUAGCGAAAGUGCAGAAGAGAGAAGAGCAAGGGCAUAUCUGUUUGCAAGCAUAGAGGAAAACAGCUCCAGCAAUGAGGUAGAAGCAAUAACCAGUACCUCAACAUCUCUCUCCACAAAGUCUUCAUCCCCUUCAUUCCCCCAGCAGUCAACCUUAAGUCAACAUGAAGUAAAUGUGCAAUCCAGUGUACCAGCCAUACCCCCAAACACACUCCCAAGUCCUGUGGAUGGUGUCCAGUCUCAGAGUAAUUCCCUUACUGUGUCAGGUACAGAGGGUCAUCUUCACGUCCAUCUUGAUAACAACCCUGCAUUCAACACAUUCAAUUAUUGGCGCACACCUAUAAUGCCCAUUGAACUACCUAUCCCUCAAAUAGAAGUGGAUAUUGAUAUUAUGGGACAAACUACCAAUGUAUGUGUCAAAGCAAAGGUUCAAGAGAAUAAUGGAACUUACCAGUCUCAAGUGAAUCUUACCAUGGCUACUGAUACUGAAAAUCCUAACAUAACCCUUGCUUCCUCAUCCUCUUCACCGCCAUCCUCAAAUACCACAACGACCACCACUACCCCACAACAAGAAAAGCAGCCAAGGUUGGACAAGGAGCCUGGUGCUACAGUUGAGGCUGAUUUAGAGGCAUUAGCAGCUUCUUUAGAAGGAGUGACAACAUCGGAAAGUAGUACGGAUGAUGAAUGUACUGGUGAUGUGAAGUCAAUUAACCAGGAGUCUGAGAGUGCAGAUGUUGUAAGAGUAACAGGACCCCAACAACAAGCUACAUAUGCCCAAGUUUGUGCUGCAUCUGUUACAUCUGUUCAACAUAAGAAUGAUCCUCAACCCUCAAUCCUUGCCUCACGUCUCACUCAGGCCCGUGUUAGUAUGUCUGGUGGAACUGUAACUGAACUUAAAAAACGUGAAAUGGAUGUAGUGUCCCCAAGUGAUUGUUCUGUAAAUAUGCCAAACUCAGGGCAAAGUUUACCUCCUCAGCCGUCUCUGUUAUCUCAGAGAAGAAGUGAUCCAUUUGCUGGGAUAAUGGACUCGCCGGAUGGCAUAUUUUCAGCAACGUCGGAACAGAUGUCUUCUGCUAUAACUGACCAUUCUACAGGGUCCUCUGAAUUUAGUCUGUAUCAAGACAUUGUACCUAAAACCUUGUUGGAACAUUACAUAAGCAUGACAGACCCAGUGAGAGCUGAAACUGUUGAUAAUGAGCUUACAAGACAUUGUGCCUAUUCGUUACCAGCUGUGGCAUUAACUUUGGGUAGAGAAAAUUGGCCAGUUUUAAAAGAUACAUAUGAAACAUUGGCUGGAGACAUGCAUUGGAAAGUUAGACGAACUUUGGCGUUUAGCAUACAUGAGUUGGCUGUUAUAUUAGGAGAGGAAAUUUCGCAAAGUGACCUUGUGCCAGUUUUCAAUGGUUUUAUCAAAGAUUUGGAUGAAGUGCGGAUUGGUGUUCUGAAACAUUUGGCACAUUUUCUUCGACUUUUGAAACCUAGGAAUCGCAGAGAGUACCUGCCGCGCAUGGAUGAGUUUCUGCGCACUGACAACGAAAAUAACUGGCGAUUUAGAUUAGAAUUGGCAAUUCAGCUGUCUGACAUCAUAGACUUGUUCUCAGCUGAUGAUUGCUUGCUUUACUUGGUGCCUAUAGCUUUAAUACUUAUGGCUGAUAAAGUUGUACACAUCAGACGAACAUGUUACAAUGUUGUGUGUCAACUUGUCCGACAACUUGGCUGUGAAGGGGACCCAGAUGACAUUGUGGAUCUAAGUCAGCAGUUAAGGGAGACAUUUGCACAGUCAACCACAUGGUCAAGAAGGCAGUCCUAUGCAUUUUUAAGUGGUCAGCUGGUUGCAGAAAGGUCUCUACCAGUAUCAGACUGGUGUCGACUGUUCUUGCCAGAUAUGCUUAUGUUAGCAAAUGAUAAAGUACCAAAUGUUCGUAUUGCUGUUGCAAAAAUGUUGGCAACUCAUAUUAAUUGCCUUGAUUACUGCCAGAAUCCUGAAAAUUAUGCAGCCAUAAGCGUACAAGAAACUAUAAAAAAAUUGCAGCAAGAUGAAGAUAGAGAUGUGGUGCAUUUUGCUCGGUUUCCUGUUAGUACAGAAACGCUGAUUCCUCAGGAUCCAUCUUUAUAAUGGAGGCUUAGAGACUAGGUAGUAUAAUACAAUUAUUACCAAUUUACAUAACUGAGCAGUUGCAAAUAUAAAAAAAAAAAAAUAUUUUUUCAAGUUGAUUAUGUUUUGCUAUUUUACCUUAAGAGAAAAAUAAACUACUCUCAUUUUAUGUAAAUGGUUUCACAUUGAAGACCAUGCUGUUCUGAAUUCUCUUUCCUAUAUUUAUAACAAGUCGCAUACGUGAUUUCCCUUAUUAUGACUGGUGCAGUAAUGUCUAACUGACCCAUAGUAAGGUGUAUGGGUAGGCUGUGCAUUGUGGUAGCAACUUGAACCUUGUUGCUUAGUAUAUUUUAUAUAAACUUUUCAUCAGUUUGGAUUAAGUAAAUUGCGCUGAUGCAAUUUACACUGCUCAAAGUUCGGUAAGAACUGUUAACAAAUGUAAAAAGAUCCAGAGCAUCUAGUGGUUGAACCUGAAUUGUUGGCUGUAGGUUCCCCUUUGGUAAGAUGAAUUUUCCUUUAGACUUGCUCCAAAAAGCCACAAGUCAGUUCAUCCACAUAAUGUACACAGUAAAUAUUUUCUUGUAAUAUGUAUUCUUUUAAAUUUUAGAUUUCUGUAUUUUCAAAAUCUAAGUUCAUAUAUGAUAAUGGGUGGUAUUUAUAUAAAUAAUGUAUCAUAUUCUUUUGAAUUUAUAACUGCUUCUUUUGUAACUGAUAUGUAUAUGUGAUUGUAUAAUUUCAUUAUCAUGAUUGACUUGCCAACAAUGAAAAUCAGGAAUCAGGCAUGAAUGUCAGAACUAGAUUUAUUCAUAACUGUCUAGCAUCUUGUAUAAACUUUUCAUUGGACCUUUUUAUUAGUUGACUGAAUGUUAAUUGUGCACUGCAUUAGCUGUUUCAGAAUUUUAAUAUAUCAGUUUUAAGAGCCAUUCCAUGUUUGUACCAUCAUUUUUGAAUACUGCUAACCAGUGAUAUGUGCAUUUUGCAGUUAUGUUCUACAGAUACCUGAUAAAGUAAGGUCAAUUAGCUUAAUUUUUACUUUUAAUUUUUAGUCCCAAAAGUUGAACGCAUUGCGUUUGUUUAUGUUUCCAUUUAUCCUCUUAAAAUUGAAAUUACUUAGGACCAAAUAAGAUGCUGGUUGAAGUCACAAUGCACUGCACUUGGUCAUGGCCAUCCUUAAUUAUUUCAGGUUUACUUCAUCGUACAGUUAUUGCAGAACCUGCAAUUGAUAAUAUAACCUUUUGCAAUUUUUGCAAGAAUCAACAGGGACUUAACUUUAAUCUCGAGUGAGCAUGUGUGAUAUUAAUCUAUGAUGCCUCUCAGAGUAUACCUAUAACAUCCUUCUUGGCACUCAAAAAGUUUCCUAAUUGUCUGUAUAUGUUAUGUAAGAAAGCCAUAUAUUUUUUGUAAUCACAUUUAUGAUACAAAUUUUGUGCCAUUAUGAGACUCUUUGUUGACAACUCCAUAUAAGGUUCUGAUCACUGUUUUCAUUUUCAUUGUCUUGUAAACUCAUUGUAAAUUAAUCAUAUUGUACAGGUAUGAAUAAAAAAAUUAUUAUGAA
Molecule: messenger RNA, 5137 nt
Organism: Macrobrachium nipponense
Lineage: Eukaryota; Metazoa; Arthropoda; Malacostraca; Decapoda; Palaemonidae
Product: serine/threonine-protein phosphatase 4 regulatory subunit 1-like
Biological process (GO): protein dephosphorylation
Molecular function (GO): protein phosphatase regulator activity
Source: RefSeq, a predicted model, not a curated record